Molecule: messenger RNA, 2437 nt
Organism: Phalaenopsis equestris
Lineage: Eukaryota; Viridiplantae; Streptophyta; Magnoliopsida; Asparagales; Orchidaceae
Product: multicopper oxidase LPR2-like
Exons: 4
Coding region: 243-1976 (577 amino acids)
Molecular function (GO): oxidoreductase activity; copper ion binding
Source: RefSeq, a predicted model, not a curated record
UGUCGGCUUUAAGAUUAUUUCGAUACAGCACAAAAUCUCAAAAUUUUUUUGGGGAGCCGUGAUGCUUUUUUGGUCGAUAGUGACGAAUCCCUUCCCCUUUCUUUAAACUACGCCACUGAUCUUCUUCAGUUUUCCCGGCUCUAAAAAGAAGUGGAAGAAAACGGCACAAGGCCCACAGGCCACUAUUGUUUCUCUGUUUUUUUCUGGUUCUGGAAAGGAGUGGUAGAGAGGGCAAUACGCCAAUGGCGAAGUUUCUCCUCCUUCUCCUUCUCCUUCUCUUCCUUCUUGCAUGGGCGAUUAGCGGAUCUCUCGCCGGCGGCGUUGGUCUCGUCAACGUCACCCGUCUCGAGAUGUUCGUCGACGAGCUGCCGGGUAUGCCUCGACUCCAGGGCUACCGCAUUCACAACGGUUUGCUCGAGCCUGGUAACCUCACCAUAGGAAUGUACAAGAAAACGUGGAAAUUCCACCGGGACCUUCCCCCAACACGGGUCUUCGCCUACGGUGCCUCCCGGGCCACCGCUACCGUUCCCGGCCCGACCAUCGAAGCUCUGCAGGGCAUUCCGACGCACAUAACAUGGAAGAACCAUCUCCCUUCCCGCCACAUCCUACCAUGGGACCCCACCAUCCCCAUCCCAUCCGCCCCCUCCGGUGUCCCAACCGUCGUCCACCUUCACGGAGGCGUCCACCCACCGGCCAGCGACGGCCACUCCCAAUCCUGGUUCACCUCAAACUUCUCCUCCGUCGGUCCCGCUUUCUCCUCCCCCACCUUCUCCUACCCAAAUCUCCAAGAUCCCGGCAAUCUCUGGUACCAUGACCACGCCCUCGGUCUCACCCGCGUCAACAUGCCCGCCGGUCUCCUCGGCGCUUACACAAUCCGCUCCCCUGCUCUGGAAUCCCCUCUCCGUCUCCCCUACGGCGCCAAUUUUGACCGCCACCUCAUCAUUUUCGACCGCAGCUUCCUCUCCGACGGCUCCCUCUUCCUCAAUUCCACCGGCAACAAUCCCUCCAUACACCCACAGUGGCAACCCGAAUACUUCGGUGAUGCCCUUAUUGUCAACGGAAAGGCUUGGCCUUUCCUCCGCGUCCUCCGCCGCCGCUACCGUUUCCGUAUCAUCAACGCAAGCAAUGCCCGCUUCUACCGCCUCUCCUUCUCCAAUUCCCUCGCCUUCCUCCACCUCGCCUCCGACUCCAUCUAUCUUCCCCGCCCCGUCCCUUCCCGAAAAUUCCUCCUGGCCCCCUCUGAAAUUGCUGAUGUCGUCGUCGAUUUCACGGAUUCUCCCACCGACUCCGUCGUCCUCCUCAACGACGCGGCUUACCCAUUCCCUUCCGGGGAGGAGCCGGACAAUUUCAGCGGCAAGGUCAUGAAAUUUUUUAUUGCAUCCCCCCAAUUGAAGCAUCGAGACCCAUCGCAGGUUCCGCGGCAGCUACUUCCUUCGCCGCCGCCUCCCAUUCCAACACACCGCGCCGUGGCAACGCGUUACAUCGCCAUGUAUGAGUACGAGAGUGCCACGGGCGAGCCGACCCAUCUUUACAUCAACGGUCAGCCGUUUGAUGCGCCGGCCACGGAAACUCCGCGGUCGGGAACAAGCGAGGUGUGGCACGUGAUCAAUCUGACGGAGGACAACCACCCUCUGCACAUACAUCUGGGCCUCUUCGUGGUGCUGGAGCAGCGCGAGCUGGUGGAGCUGGAGAAGUUUAAGGGCUGCAUGAUGAGGAAGAACGACGCGGAGGAGUGCAAUCUGAAGGAGCACGCGAAAGGGCGGUUCGAACCGGUUCCGGCUCAUGAAAGGGGUUGGAAGAACGUGUUCAAGAUGCAGCCCGGGUUCGUGACGCAGAUUCUGGUUCGGUUUGCGAUGCUACGGUCCGAGGAGCCUUACCCGUUCGACGCCACUGCCGAGCCGGGUUAUGUCUACCACUGCCAUAUCUUGGACCACGAGGACAAUAUGAUGAUGAGGCCAUUGAAGCUUUUGGGUUGAAUGGAAGUCAAAUGUUUUGCUGCCUAAAGAGUUCUUCAACCUCCGCGGAAAGAAAAAAUAUUAUAUCAGUAGUCCUGAUGCAAAAUUAUAUCAGGACUCCAAUCACAAUAUACUUGUGUACGGUUUGAACCUGUUGAAUAUAAAAUACUAAAUAGUUUAAUGCAUGACGGGAUUUGACUAUACACGUGGCAAAUUGUGAUCGGAGUCCAGAUACAGUUUUGCAUCAGAACUCCUGAUAUAAUAUUUUUUCCGGCGAAAAGGAUGAAAUGGGUGAGAAAUUACGAAGGUUUUUGUUUGCUGGUUAUGAAAGUGUUAUUGUGGCUGAUAGGAUUAGUAAAUUUAUAAUGUGUACCUGUCAUGCAAUGCUCAUUAAACUAAUGAUAAUGUACAUUAUUUCCCGUAAAAAUUUUAUUAUAUUGUUGUAUAUGGUGGCAGAACUGCAGACGUUGGGUUUAAUUCAA